Zea mays is the source of this 3313-nucleotide messenger RNA. RefSeq names its product homeobox-leucine zipper protein ROC8. Gene Ontology annotation, biological process: regulation of DNA-templated transcription. The transcript has 10 exons. Lineage: Eukaryota; Viridiplantae; Streptophyta; Magnoliopsida; Poales; Poaceae. Gene Ontology annotation, molecular function: DNA-binding transcription factor activity, RNA polymerase II-specific; DNA binding; lipid binding. The coding region runs from base 639 to 2702 and encodes 687 amino acids. The record is from RefSeq and is a predicted model, not a curated record.
GAAAGAGAGCAGUCAUGGCCUCGCCGGGCGCCCUGCGCUGCUUAAAAACCUCGGCCCUUAAUUCGCUCGCACCGGUUACUGCUGCUCCUGCUUCCUCACACCACCCUACCUCUCCUGCCAGAGCAGGAGGAAGAAAGAUUGGCAGGAAGCAGCAGUUCCUAGACCAAGGACCGGCCGGGGAGGACGGAGGAUAGAGACGGCGAGCGAGCAAGUGUAACUGUUGCCGUGGAAACGGGAGAGGGAUAGAGAGAGAGAGAGAAACGGGCCGGGAGGAGAGAGAUAAGCGCUAGCCAGGAAGGAAACAAGGUGGAAGCUUGCGCAGUGGGGGUGGGUGUGGAAAUGGCGUGAAGCAUGUCUGGAUCCCCAAGGUUUCGCGAUACCCUGCUGCCUAUUCUGCAGCGUUCGUCUCGAGCUGGAACUGGAAGGCGGCUACCACUCCGGCGCAGUCUUGCCCGGCCUACUCAUCGUCGUGUAUAAAUCAGAGCAGGGGGCCAGGCCACAGAAGGCACUGCAGCAGAGCAGCACAGAGAUCUCUACUCCUUCCCUUACAGCUGUGGAACGAGUGAGCGAGCAGGAGGGACAAGACAAGGUUGGUAGUAGUAGUAGUAGGUGGGUGGCUAGCCUGCAGCCAGCCGGCAAUGGAUUUCGGCGACGAACCUGAGGGCUCCGACAGCCAGCGCCAGCGGAAGCGGUACCACCGGCACACGCCGCGCCAGAUUCAGCAGCUCGAGGCGAUGUUCAAGGAGUGCCCGCACCCCGACGAGAACCAGCGCGCCGCGCUCAGCCGGGAGCUCGGCCUGGAGCCGCGCCAGAUCAAGUUCUGGUUUCAGAACCGCCGCACCCAGAUGAAGGCGCAGCACGAGCGCGCGGACAACUGCUUCCUGCGCGCGGAGAACGACAAGAUCCGGUGCGAGAACAUCACCAUGCGCGAGGCGCUCAAGAACGUCAUCUGCCCCAGCUGCGGCGGCCCGCCCGUCGACGAGGACUUCUUCGACGAGCAGAAGCUCCGCAUGGAGAAUGCCCGCCUCAAGGAAGAGCUGGAUCGGGUGUCGAGCAUCACGUCCAAGUACCUCGGCCGGCCGUUCACGCAGAUGCCUCCGGUGCCGACCAUGUCCGUGUCGUCGCUGGACCUGUCCGUGGGCGGGAUGGGCUCCCUCGGCGGGCCGUCGCUGGACCUCGACCUCCUCAGCGGCUGCUCGUCCGGGCUGCCGUACCAGGUGCCGGCGCCCGUGACGGAAAUGGAGCGCCCCAUGAUGGUCGAUAUGGCGGCGCGCGCCAUGGACGAGCUCAUCCGGCUCGCCCAGGCCGGCGAGCAAAUCUGGGUCAAGGGCGUGCCCGGGGACGCGAGGGAGGUGCUCGACGUCGGUACUUACGACAGCCUCUUCGCCAAGCCCGGCGCCGCGUUCCGCCCGCCGGACAUCAACGUCGAGGCGUCCAGGGACUCGGGCCUCGUGUUCAUGAGCGCCGUCGCGCUCGUCGACGUCUUCAUGGACACGAACAAGUGGAUGGAAUUCUUCCCCGGCAUCGUGUCCAAGGCGCAAACCGUCGAUGUUCUCGUGAACGGCUUGGGCGGGAGGAGCGAGUCCUUAAUCAUGAUGUAUGAGGAGCUGCACAUCAUGACUCCGGUCGUGCCGACUCGCGAGCUGAGCUUCCUCCGCUACUGCAAGCAGAUCGAGCAGGGGCUGUGGGCCGUCGCGGACGUCUCCCUGGAGGGGCAGCGCGACGCCCAUUACGGCGUGCCGUCCCGCUCCCGUCGCAUGCCGUCGGGGUGCCUCAUCGCCGACAUGUCGAACGGCUACUCCAAGGUGACCUGGGUCGAACACAUGGAGAUCGAGCAGAUGCUCCCGAUCAACGUCCUUUACCGCAACCUGGUGCUGAGCGGCGCCGCGUUCGGGGCGCACCGCUGGCUGGCCGCGCUGCAGCGUGCGUGCGAGCGGUUCGCGUCCGUGGCCACCCUCGGCGUGCCGCACCACGACGUCGCCGGAGUGACGCCGGAGGGGAAGCGGAGCAUGACGAAGCUGUCGCAGCGGAUGGUGAGCAGCUUCUGUGCCAGCCUGAGCUCGUCGCCGCUGCAGCGGUGGACGCUGCUCUCUGGCACCACGGACGUGAGCGUCCGGGUCUCCACGCACCGCAGCACCGACUCAGGCCAGCCCAACGGCGUCGUCCUCAGCGCCGCCACCUCCAUCUGGCUGCCCGUCCCCGGCGACCAUGUCUUCGCCUUCGUCCGCGACGAGAACGCGCGCUCCCAGUGGGAUGUCCUGUCGCACGGCAAUCAGGUUCAGGAGGUGUCGCGCAUCCCCAACGGCUCCAACCCCGGCAACUGCAUCUCCCUGCUAAGAGGUCUGAACGCGAACCAGAACAGCAUGCUGAUCCUUCAGGAGAGCUGCACGGACGCGUCGGGGGCGCUGGUGGUGUACUCGCCGAUCGACAUCCCGGCGGCGAACGUGGUGAUGAGCGGCGAGGACCCGUCGGGCAUCCCGCUGCUGCCGUCGGGCUUCGCCAUCCUGCCGGGGUCCGGCGCGGGCGCGUCCAGCAGCGCCGUCGUCCCGCCGCCGGGCUGCGUGGUCACCGUCGCGUUCCAGAUCCUCGUCAGCAACCUGCCGUCGUCCAGGCUGAACGCCGAGUCCGUCGCCACCGUCAACAGCCUCAUCGGCACCACCGUGCAGCAGAUCAAGGCGGCGCUCAACUGUGCCGGCCAUUGAUCGCCUCGUCGCCCUUCCACCCUCGCUCCGCCGCCACAGUAACUGACGAGAGUUGGUUGGCCCGUUGAAUGCUCGCAUUCAUGGAGUCCACCUGCCGCUGCUCCCGCGGAAACUGCUGACGCCCUCCAGCAACCUAUAUCCAUGAUCCAUCCCCACCAUGCACCAUAACAGCUUUUCCUUCCUCUAGAUUCAGCGUCGUUUUCCUUGGCUUAAAGUUCUCAGGAUUCGCCCGAGUCCUCUUCUUCUUUCUUUUUUUUUUCUUUCCUCCUUAGGCAUCAUUCGCUCGUGCGCCAAAGAUCUGUCGAAGGCUUUAUGAGACUGAGGGAGUCAAGAACGCACCAUGCUACCUUGUCCCUUUCCUCCGGCUGCAGCCGUUUUUUCCCCUCGCCAUGCACCCACCCACCCACCCCACACACACUUCUUCCUUUUCCCUUAGUAAAAACUUGCAUGCAUGCUCACAUCCUUGUCAUGUCGCCAUUGUCGUUGGUGCUGCCGCAACAGAGGAUGAAUGGUUCGGGUAUUGACUUCUGUCCAUUAAUGUAAAGCCUUCAAUGAACAUUCAUUUCGAUUAUAAAUGGAAAGGAGAAAAAAAACACAAGUUCUGGUAAAAA